Messenger RNA from Cinara cedri, 4585 nucleotides. The record is from the annotation of a GenBank genome assembly. NCBI's taxonomy places the organism in Eukaryota, Metazoa, Arthropoda, Insecta, Hemiptera, Aphididae.
CGAUGCGAAUUAUUAUCGUUAUUAUUGUCCUACGCGUGUGAUACCGAUAUAAAUACUCGUGUCCGGUGUUCGGAUUGAUCAGUACGGUUCACUCGUCCGAACAGACAACAGCGCCCGAUAUCGCACGACACAAUCGCUCUCGAACGUCCGGCGAUCGUUCGGUUUUCGGUGCUCACAACGUAUCCUACGGGACGACUCCAACAAGCGCCGCGAUACACGACAACAUGUGGACCGCCCUGUGCUUGAUAACCGUGACGCUGGUCGCCGCGUCCCAUCAACGGAUCCCGGUGAGCAACCAUCAAUAACCGUAAUGCCGUACGAUCCUUCUUUGCCGCUCGCCUUCUUUUCGGAGGGGCGGCCGCUCCUUUAAGACCGGUUCCCCGCUCCUCCGAGAGUACACCGUGAUCAUCCGCCGAGUCCCCGCAGUCCUCCGCUCCGUACCCGUUCCCCGCCGGCGAGGUCUUGCCCUCGCCGGCUACAGUCGUUUUCCCGUCGUGUUUCCGUCCGCUCCGGUCCUGUAUUUUGUCUACGGUAUCCCCGACGAUACGCGUUUACCGUACGGCUACGACUUACAUACGCGGGGGGAAUGGGUUUUGUUUUGUUUUUUUUUCCCCGGAAAUUUUAAGGUGUACGUGCCGAUCAACGCCAACGCCAACACCGCGGCCGGCGAACUCAGUCAGGCGGCGUACGUGGACUACGUCAACUGGUGGCAGAACAUCAUCGGCAUAAUCAGCAACACCGAGGAACCGGCUGCCGAGGCUCCGGUCACGCCGAUCGACCAGAGCACGUGUCCCCCGUGCAGUGAGUACAACGGCAAUGCUAAAUAACGAUUUCCUUUCCGAUUUGUUUUUUUUUUUUCUAAUUAAAAAUACUCGCACCACGUUACGUGCGCUUGUUGUACAGCCUGCGGAGCGCUGGGCACGAAAAACCGAAUCGUGGGCGGCAAUCCGACGUACGUGCGCCAGUACCCUUGGAUGGCGAUGCUCACCUACAAGGGAAAAUUCUAUUGCGGCGCUUCGCUCAUCAACCACAAAUACGUCAUGACGGCCGCGCAUUGCGUGCACGGGUAAGUGCGGGCCAACAGCGAACACGAAAUCACGGGGGAUUAACGUCGGCGGAGACGGCGGGGGUUACACGACCGACGAGGGGUCCUGUCGUCGCGCCGACGCGUCGUAAAAGCGCGAUAAUAUUGAAAGCGACGGGCCUUUGCCCGCGAAAUGACUUGUCGUUAAUGCGCGCAUAAUAAUGUCAUCAUCGUCAACCGAGUUCGGUCCCGAGCGUUUUCCGUACAAACUCCCGUCGCGUCAAUCCGUACGAGAAUCGCCGGACCGCCGGAACGUGUUUACGCGAUAUUCUCGGGAAAUCUUUCAACGUCCCCCCCCCCCCCCGAACAAACUCGAGACCUUGCCGCUCGCGACAACGACGUGGGCGGCUCACGCGCCGUUUCCUUUCAAACACAGAACCCCACGAACAACACGGGUUUCCGAUCCGAUAACCCCCGGGAAAAUAGACGGUUCAAACGGUUAUCGCUAUUGACGGUAUUUAAACCGUAUUCCGUCGUCCGCGGUUGGACGUGCGGGAGGAAUUUCGAGAGCGAGUUACCCGAAAGCAUCGGCCCGCCCGCACGGUUUGUUCGGGCGUUUUAAAUGCCUCGUCCGUUCCUCCGGAACACCGAUACACCGGCCAUCUACAUCCGCCCCCCCCCCACAUUCACCUCCCACUCGAGCCUGAUACGAUAAUACGGUACAAUAUCGAAUUAAAAAUCGCAUUAAAUCGCCAACAGGUUCGAAGGUAAAAAAAUCGGCGUACGACUUUUGGAACACGACCGUAGCAGCAACGACGAAUCCAAACACAUCGACUUCAAAGUGUCCAGGGUGAUCAAGCACAAGGGGUACAGCCCGACCUCGUACAACAACGACAUCGCGCUGCUGAGAUUGGACACGGAGGGCGUGGAAUUCGGUCCCAACACCGGUAUACAUCCGGUUUGCUUGCCGGUCGAAGGUAACCUACGCCCUAGCUGUUCGGAUAGCGUACGAUUUAUUACGCAUUGUUCCGGCCGUAAUGCCGUUUUGUCCGGUUCGCAGGUAAAAGUUUCAGCGGAUACGAGGGCGUCAUCACCGGUUGGGGAGCGAAAAAACAAGGGGGCUCUUCGUCGCAGAUACUGCACGAAGUGUACGUGCCGAUCAUGAGCAACGACGACUGCCGGAAGACGGAAUACGACCAGAAACGCAUCACGAACAACAUGAUCUGCGCCGGGUAUCCGGAGGGCCAGAAGGACUCGUGCCAAGUAAUUCGUCCAGUACAAUGGCUAUUGCAGUACUCGAACGGUUUUCGUUUUUCUCUCCACCCCAACCCCCAUCCACCCCUGUAAGGACGGAAAAAGAUUUUCGGUCCCGCCGCGUUCGGCAUCGCGAUCGAGCGGCGGCGGCAAAAGUCCGAUAACGGAACGAUAAGAGAACGGCGCGUUUCGCACCCGGCCGUUGCGCGUUUAGGUGGCGUUUCAAACGCAGUCGGCGGCUACGGAAGGGCCGUAAUAAUUAUCGCGACGUCAUUGACGCAGACGAUUAUUUAUGUGCCGAACCACGCAGUCGUCGCCGUUGACGGCGAACGGUUUCCGUCGUCGCGGUUCGGAUGUUUGUUAUUAAAUAAUAAUUUUACACGCGCACGGCAAUACCUUUCGGGUAACGCAUAACCGGCCGAAAAGUUUUAAUUAAUUUCGAGAAGAAAACGCGGCCGCCGUCUCGCUAAAUCCCGCGCGCAUUUUGUAUCGCAAUCGUGUGUAUAAUUAUUAUUAUAAUAUUAUUUCGAACAAUACUCGCGCAACUGAAUCCGACGCUUUCCCAACUUCUGUACACGUCUACCUGUCCCCCCCUACCCCCACUCUCCCCUACCCCCUACCCCCCGGCCGCUUUUCCCGGGCGGUAAACACAAUGCGUUCCGUACUUUCGCGUCGGUUACGGACGAAUCGUACGCGCGCAUUAAUUAGCGGCCGCGUCCGAAUUAAUUAAAACCGUUCGCGCGCAACCGCCACGUCGACGUCCUCCGCGCCUGCCUAUGACCCGCGUCAUCGCGCGCGUAAUAUUCGUUCGACAGCGAUGCGGAUUUUCGUUUUGUUUUUUUGGUUUUUUUUUUUUGUUUCCAGUUUGCGAUGAAAACUUUUUUGACGUGGGUCGGUAUACGCGCGCACAUUUCCAACGGGGCCCGCCGAUAUUAAUUAACGGUCGGUUAUUGUUGAGUACGGUUUACGGCGACGCCAAAGUAACAAUCGCGAACAGUUUUCGCAAUGCAUCACGACGAUUCCGGACGUCGGAUCGGACGUUUUCGAUUAUUUCGCGCGUAUUGCCGUUUGCACGCCCGCCGGGGUCGUCUCCGAAACGAUUGACGUCGGCAACGGCGUACGAUAUUAUAAUAAUAAUAAUAAUAAUAAUAAUAAUAAUUGCCGUCGUCGGUCCGCGGCAUAAUAAUGGCGGGUCGAUCGAGGGGUUCUCGGGUCCUCGGGAAUCCGGCUUUUACAAAGUCCCGGGUACUUGCGCCUGACCCGAAACUCCGAAUUAAAUUUAUCCGGUCGGGACGGUCGGAAUUGACGCGCGCGCGGCCGUUAAUUCGGACGAGGGUUCGCGCAGCGCACCCGCGGGACCGACCGAUAAUAUUGUUAUUAGAAACGCGGUCGCGGUCGAACAAUAUGCCAAACGCUUAAAACUCUAGUGCCGCCGAGUGCCUAGGUACCUAAUCGAACGAUUAAUAAUAUUAAUUGUCUUUUAUCUUUCGGAUCUCCAGGGUGACAGCGGCGGACCGAUGCACAUCGCCAACAACACGGCUUACCACAUAGUCGGUAAGUGGGUUUUCACCGUCGUGUAACGUCAUUACGCCUUUGGGUCCCGGGAAACAAUUCAAGGGUCGAUUUUCGUCGUGGUUUUUUUUUUUUCUAUAUAUAUUCCAUUUCCCUACCCCCUCUCCUUAAUUUUCUCGUACAUACCGCAAAUCUCAAUCGAUACCGGUACUUUACGUUUAACGAAAACGUCGUAUUUUUUAAACAAUUGAGCCGUUCAGCAAUUGUCAUAAUUUAAUUUGCUAAUUCUAUUGAAAACCAUACGCACAUUUACCAUUGACUUUUUUUCCCGGGUACCAAGGAUGUGUUAUACAGACGUGUGAUCGCGGUCCGAGUUUUAAAGUGUAUUAUUGUUACCUGUCGUUACUCCCUGCGCAGGUGUGGUGUCUUGGGGCGAAGGAUGUGCCCAAGCCAACCGACCCGGAGUGUACUCCAGAGUGAACAGAUACUUGAAUUGGGUGGCCAACAACACUGCCGAUUCCUGUCCGUGUACGAACGUUUACUCUCCGUCGACGGACGCUGCGGUGGGAACAGCGGCCUAUUAAUAAAUCAAAAACUCAUCGAUUUGAACAACAGAAAAAAAAAAAAAAAAACCUGCACGUUUUGGAUCUCACGAUAUUAAUUUAUUUUAUUAUUAAUCGAACAUACAAUCACCUAUUAUUAUUAUUUAUUUAUUUAUUUAUAUAUAUCAUUAUUAUUAUUUAUUAUUUAUUAUUGUAAUUAUUUUUGACGUUCAAAUAAACGACGAAAAACAUU